AUGGAAGUGCAGAACCAGAGCAGCGCAUCUGAAUUCAUCCUCCUGGGACUUGCAGAAACACCAGAACAUGAGUCUCUGCUAUUUUCUCUGUUCCUCUGCAUGUAUGUGAUCACAGUCAUGGGGAACUUAUCAAUAAUCAUGGCCAUCAGCUCGGACUCCCACCUCCACACUCCUAUGUACUUCUUCCUGGCCAACCUCUCCUUGGUUGAUCUCUGCCUGGCUACCAGUACUGUUCCUAAGAUGCUGGUGAGCAUCCAAACCAAGAGCAAGUCCAUCUCUUAUCCUUGCUGCCUGACCCAGAUGUACUUUUUCCAUUUCUUUGGCAUCGUGGACAGUGUCUUAAUAGCUGUGAUGGCUUAUGACCGAUUUGUGGCCAUUUGCCACCCCUUACACUACACCACCGUCAUGAAUCUCUGUCCCUCCUCUGUCCGCACAGCUGUGAAAGAGAAAGCUUCCGCUGUGAUGUACACGGCAGUCACUCCCAUGCUGAACCCCUUUAUCUACAGCCUGAGGAACAGAGACCUGAAGGGGGCCCUGAGGAAGCUCAUUGCCAGAAAGGUCACAUCUUCCUGA
This is a messenger RNA of Chinchilla lanigera (long-tailed chinchilla), 573 nucleotides long. RefSeq names its product olfactory receptor 24. NCBI's taxonomy places the organism in Eukaryota, Metazoa, Chordata, Mammalia, Rodentia, Chinchillidae. The record is from RefSeq and is a predicted model, not a curated record. The coding region runs from base 1 to 573 and encodes 190 amino acids. The transcript is spliced from 2 exons. Gene Ontology annotation, cellular component: membrane. Gene Ontology annotation, molecular function: G protein-coupled receptor activity; olfactory receptor activity. Gene Ontology annotation, biological process: G protein-coupled receptor signaling pathway.